Molecule: messenger RNA, 1323 nt
Organism: Mesocestoides corti
Lineage: Eukaryota; Metazoa; Platyhelminthes; Cestoda; Cyclophyllidea; Mesocestoididae
Source: the annotation of a GenBank genome assembly
AUGGUGUCAACUCCGCCUACUAGUUUAAACGGCUCUCCCAAAGCACUUAGAGAGCAUCACUUUACCCAGAAUCCUCUUCACUAUACUCAACGUUUGUCGCGUGGAUUAGAGCAGAGGCUUACGGAUAUUUCUGACGAAGAUAUAUCCGACGAAGAGCGACGUUUGUCCCUCUCGAUUACGACUGGGAAUUUGAACAAAUGGACAAACAUGCUUCAUGGUUGGCAAGAGCGUUACUUCGUGCUUAAAGAUGGUGUCUUGAGUUAUUUUCGAAACUCUGACGACGUUGCUGAAGGCUGUCGUGGUGCUAUUCGUCUCAAGAAUGCACAAGUUCAGCCUCAUCCUUAUGAUGAUUGUCGAAUCGAUGUAAGUAGAUGCCACCUGUUACUCAUGGUUGUUUUUAAGGUCAUUCUUGGAGACUCGACUUGGUAUUUCCGUUGUCCCUCCGCCCAAUCACGACGUCACUGGGUGGAAUGCAUCGAGAAACACAGACUCGCGGAAUCGGGAUACAGCUCUGAGCAGGCCUUGACCACCCAGAGCUCCUUGCUUUCCCUCAAUUCAAUCACCUCCACGUCGAACGCUGGAAGCUCUAAUGGGUUCCGUGGACAAAGUCUUCAUGAUCAGGUGGCAGAGAUUGAGAGCUUCAAAACUGUACUUCACCAGCAAACCGAAAAGCUGUUGGCCUACUUGGAGGCGUGCAACAGAAUCGCAGCUCACGCCAACGAGGUCGGCGGCUAUGAGAAUCUCCUCGAUGCGGCAGUCUUUGAAGAGGCGCGUUCGCAACUCCCGAGGGACCUGAGAGCCGUCACGACCAAAUUCAGCACCACCACCACCACCACGCCACAGCCGAGCUUCGAGGAGUCUGACGAGGACCUGGACGAUCGGUGCUCUCUUGCGUCGGAUAAUAGUCUCGGUAGCCUGCGCAUUUCUCCGCCAUCUCUCUAUACGGAGGGACCUCCACGCGGCAGCUGCCACUCGAUUCCUGCGACGGUGGCGUCAGCUUCUGGCCCCGCUGCGGUCUCACCGGACUCCGGGGACGAGGGAGCAAAGACACCGAAGGCGACAACGUCCAAUUCCACGUCGUCGCGGGGCGGUGGGUUCUUUUCGCGGUUCCUGCCCUUCCGUGGGAGCACAACCACAGCGCCGUCUGGUGGACAGCAGUCAAAGGCUCCAGCCGCAGUGAGUCGCCUUUCACAUCUCCUGAUCCACAUUUUCCACCAUGCUCUCUUACUCACGUUCUCUUGUACCAGUCUCUGUCUGCCUGUUUAUAACACAGUUUUAACGGUUGGUAGAUUGAUGAUUGCUUCCUCGCCGAAUGUCUUUUAG